UCUCCCAAUUCCGCUGCUGUCUCAGCAUCCAUCCUGCAUGAGAUGAUGUUCCGGAGAGCAGGUGGCGCCGAACGGAGGAGACGCGCGACCGGGCAAAAUCAAUAGACAAGGAGAGGACACGCGACCGAGAGGAAUUUUCUGCCGUCCUCUUCUCUUGUCUCGGUUUGAGCGGCGUGAAAGUUUCCACUCCUUCGCACCACUACCACCCUGUGCAUUUUUUUCUAUACAUUUUUUUGGGGCAGAAGGGUGCACCGCCCGGCUGGAGCCGACGAGGAGCGCUUUUGGAGAUCUUCAAGUUCAUCAUCGAGGUGGAGGAAUUAUAGACGGACGCUAUCCUGCCUUUCUUUCCACACGGAUUAAGCACGCGUCGUUUGGCACCAAAUUGGGAUCGGAUUCGGAUUGAGACUUGGAGAAGGAUUUGUUUUUUUCUUCUGCUGCUAAGAGACGUGUUCAGGGCAGCCAUCAUCCCUUCGUUGAUCUCCACUAAUCCCGUGGCCAGGAACCUGCGAGGAGCGUCCCACGCAGCCCAGGUCUCAGAUCAACUUAUAUUCUGACGCCAGGAAGCCUCACUGAUCAAGACUGAGUAUCGAAAGGACUACAGUGAAGGAGGUGGGAUAAGAGCGGGCCAUGGCUGAGAGGAUGAUUGCUUCUCAAAGUGAGCCGUGACAGAAUGGUGGACUGUUUGAGCAAAGUCAUGCUGCACACGGUCAUCUCAUGCUGGCAGCCAGUCCUGGGACUGGCCCUGCUGGUCGUCUUUGCGGGAUCCUCUCUGGGCUGUCCCUCCCGCUGCGAGUGUUCGGCGCAAACCAAAGCCGUGGUGUGCCACCGCAAGCGCAUGCCCGCCAUACCUGACGGCAUCCCGGGCGAGACUAGGAUCCUGGACCUGAGUAAGAACAAGCUAACUAUGAUCAACCCAGAUGAUUUUGUCGCCUUUCCGAGCCUUGAGGAGCUUGACCUGAGCGGGAAUAUAAUCAGCUACGUGGAACCGGGUGCCUUCAACGCUUUGUUUGGCAUGCACUCGCUCAGCUUAAAGAGCAAUCGGAUCAAGCUCAUCCCUCUUGGCGUCUUCUCGGGCCUGGCCAACCUUACCCGGCUAGAUGUGAGUGACAACAAGAUCGUCAUCCUCUUGGAUUACAUGUUCCAGGACUUGCACAAUCUCAAGUUUUUGGAAGUGGGCGACAACGACCUGGUUUACAUCUCGCACCGAGCAUUCAGCGGACUUUUAAGCCUGGAGACGCUGGCUCUGGAGAGGUGCAACCUCACUGUGGUGCCAUCUGAGGCCCUCUCACACCUACACAACCUGGUCAGCCUGCAUCUGCGAUACCUCAGCAUCAGCACUUUGCAUCCGUAUUCUUUUAAAAAGCUGUUCCGGCUGCGCCACUUGGAGAUCGACAACUGGCCCUCACUGGACCACGUGCCAGCCAAUACCUUGCACGGCCUCAACCUCACAACUCUGUCUGUCACCAACACCAAUCUGUCGUCCUUUCCCUACCAGGCUUUGAAGCACUUGCCCUACCUGACACACCUUAACUUGUCCUACAACCGCAUCCGGCACAUUGAAGGAGGGAUGUUGAUGGAUCUUGUUCGCCUUCGAGAGUUUCACCUGGUCGGCUCGCAGCUCACCGCCAUCGAACCGUACGCCUUCCAAGGCCUGCGGGGGUUAAAGGUGCUCAACGUGUCGCACAAUCGGCUUGACACACUAGAGAAGGGAGUCUUCCAAUCUCCGGAAGCUUUGGAAGUUCUUCUCAUCGACAACAACCCGCUGGUGUGCGAUUGCCGUCUUAUGUGGAUUUUACAGAAAAGGCACUCCAUCUUGUUUGGGGAUUCCCAGCCAGAGUGCAACACACCCGAGGGAAUUCGUGGCAGACCCUUCCAAGAGUUUAAGGAAAGCCUGUUGUCUUACUACGUGACCUGCACCAAGCCGAAAAUCCGCGAGAACAAGACGCAAACUGUGACAGUGGACGAGGGCCAACAUGCUCUGUUGCACUGCAGUGCCGACGGUACACCGAGGCCCUCCAUGUCCUGGGUUUCCCCGAGGCGGCGCGUACUGACGGCCAGGAACCACGGCAGAGUAACAGUGCACAACAACGGCACUCUGGAGAUCAAGUCUGCGGAGGUUCAAGACGGCGGGGUCUACCUCUGCCACGCCUCCAACACGGCCGGGAACGACACCCUGAUGACAUCACUGGCAGUCAAGAGCCUGGGCUCGCUGUACGCCAACAGGACCCAGUACUACACCGAACCCAGCAACACCACUGCAAACGGGACCGCCAACAUCACCCUGGGCUUGGACCUAAAGACCAUUUUGGUGUCGACGGCCAUGGGUUGCUUCACGUUCCUGGGGAUGGUCUUGUUUUGCUUCUUGCUCCUCUUCGUCUGGAGCAGAGGCAAAGGAAAACAUAAAAACAACAUCGAUGUGGAGUACGUGCCUCGCUCCAAGUCCAACGGCACCAACGUGGACUCGGCCGAAAUCCAGGCCGGUCCUCAUCGUUUCAACAUGAAAAUGAUGUGACUUGUUUUAUAGGAAAAAAAUCUUCAGCCCCUUGUGGAAAAUAACCCGAAGUACAUUCUAUUUUUUUGCAAAUAGAACCACAGCUGAUAGACGAAUGGUCGCAGAGGACUUUGGGGUAAGAGACAAUGAGCGGGACAUUACAAACAGUGCAGUAGGACUUUGGAAUUGCUUCAAUUCAGAAGGUGUGUGAACAGUUCCCAGGGAAAUAAGUGUCGUUUAUCUGCUUUUUGAGAUUUGUAUGCCCUCUUCCGAAAAAAAAAAAAAAAAAAGAGUGCCCUUUGACUUCUCUGGGUUGGAUCUUCUGGACUCGGCUGAACCGUGUACAGUAACCAAUUUGUAUCUUAUGCUAAAAUAGCCUUUGUUGAGUCUUGCACCACAUGCUUUAUCACCCAUUCAGUCAACCCAUGACGGCUAUCAUCGCUUCCUCUGUUCGAUACUUUUGCCCAUGUGUGUACCUAAUGCUUUGUUAUUAUGUACACCUAUUGUAUGUACAUACUCAUUGGAAAGACAUAUUCAUAGCAAUAUUCAUGGGAUGCAUUAGCCAAAAUUGAUAUAACCCUUAUACUGUAUGUUCAGCAAAAAAAAAGAAGAAGAAGAAACACUAUUGAGACUUUUGAAGUUUCCAUGGAUUCAGGAAGGGCUUCGAUGGGUGAUAAAAUGUCCCUGCUCCCCCACGAUUGACUCAGAAAUAACAAAUAUGAGAAAAAUACAUAUUUAUCAAAUGAAAUAUUUUAUUUAUUAAUAAUGUUGGGCAAAAAUCAACCCGCAACUGCUGUUGGGUGUCCAGUAUGAUAUCCGGACUGUCCCUUGGAUGAACAUGAACCACCCUUUUGUCCAACUUUAGUGUCUUUCUAUUCCUUUGAAGUGUACCUUUUUGGCCCAUGUGUCAAAUUUUUGGCCCGUGUGUCAACUUUUUGCUACAGUGAAAUUUGCAUUGCUUCUUUUUUUCUUUCCCCUGUAGAAAAAAAAAUGACUUUGUUGUGGUAGUUCUUCAUUUUGUUGUUGAAUCAUUUAGAUUGUGACAAUUUAAAAAAAUGUUUAAAAAAAAUAUGUAUGUGGAUUAAAUGGAGAUGUAUUUGUACCAAUGACUGAUGUCAACUUUCUUCAUGGCACAAAGUUGCUACUGUAUAAUGGUGAGAUCCCAAAUGGCUUUGAUUAAAAUCAGCAUUAGUGUGGUGCCUUUAAGUUAAAAUUAGUUCAAUUUGUUCCAUGCUCUUAUCUCAAAUCUUAUCUUAAAUCAUUGUUCCCGAUUGAAAUGAAUGAAAACGCAAUGCUGUUCCAGUCCCACAAAAAUGUUGGCCAGGUUUGCACCACGUCAUCUCACAAUGUUUGCAUGUAUGGCAAGACUAA
Molecule: messenger RNA, 3862 nt
Organism: Corythoichthys intestinalis (scribbled pipefish)
Lineage: Eukaryota; Metazoa; Chordata; Actinopteri; Syngnathiformes; Syngnathidae
Gene: lingo2
Product: leucine rich repeat and Ig domain containing 2
Exons: 5
Coding region: 671-2512 (613 amino acids)
Cellular component (GO): extracellular matrix
Molecular function (GO): protein binding
Source: RefSeq, a predicted model, not a curated record